Messenger RNA from Knipowitschia caucasica, 345 nucleotides. NCBI's taxonomy places the organism in Eukaryota, Metazoa, Chordata, Actinopteri, Gobiiformes, Gobiidae. The record is from the annotation of a GenBank genome assembly.
AUGCGCACAUGUCACGGCCUGAUCCUGGACAUCAGCGGCCCCGAGCCACAUGCUCAGUCUGGUACUGGAACGUCUCCCCCGGCGGCAGCACUCCGUCACACCAGUCCUUUACAGUCACCCCAGCCGAGAAGAGCCCAGGCCACACCAUCACUCCAGUCCCACAUCAACACAAAAAUCUGGCGAGACCAUAAUGGCGACUGGCACCGUCAGGUCAGACUCACCCACCAAAAAAGUACAAAAAGCAAGGCACAAAUGUUCGUCACCGCCGCCACCACCUACAUCAACUCAGGUGGCGACGGCGGCACCGCUGCCACCAAUGUAGCGUACCAAACGGGAGAAGGAUGA